Molecule: messenger RNA, 1002 nt
Organism: Desarmillaria tabescens
Lineage: Eukaryota; Fungi; Basidiomycota; Agaricomycetes; Agaricales; Physalacriaceae
Exons: 7
Coding region: 1-1002 (333 amino acids)
Source: RefSeq, a predicted model, not a curated record
AUGUCGGAUACACCUGAAGACGAGCAGUAUGACUCUGCGUAUCUCCGUCGUUAUUUCGCACAAUCUUCUAAAAUACAACAGUUCUUUUUCAUCAGAAAUCGUCUAAAGGACAUACGCAACGCUGCUUCUACAGACGAGUCUGCUUGUUGUAAUUCUGUCAUGUCUGCAUUGGCGUGGAACCCUCUCGUCAGUCCCAAACUUGCUACCGAACUUCAAUGGCAUAUCAUCCGCAUGGUUUCAUCUAUUUCUUCGCUCAAGAUGAUGUGGCUGUUUACUCGCGAUAAUCUCCAUAAUGACAGCAUCGAGCUUUGGCGAAUGAGAUAUGGUUUCUCGAAUACUGUCGGCGACAGUUUUAAUAUUGGAACGGCUGUGUUGUCAGAGUUGGCAAUUUACCAAGAUAACGAAAUAUUUAUGGAUCCGAUUGGUGGACAGUCCUUGUUUCAGUAUGCAAUCUUUUGUAUGGGCGGUGAUAUCGAAGGACGACUCCCGCUACACAUUCGAACCGACGAAUCGUUCUACAGAGGAAUAGACAGACGGUUUGUCACCAGAUUACGUAUCCAUUUUGGAGAUGCAACGAUGGCGGAUCAGCAGGCAUGGGAACAAUUUGGUCGACAUGUCACUGAUUUGACUGUAGGAGCGUCUCCAUAUUCUUCGGUUCAAAUAUCACUUUUCGGUCACGUUUUCAUGGUUGAUGGAAUAUUUUUCCCUUACUUCGAACGUGGCUCAUUGACUGGUGGUUUCGGAGGUGAUCUUCAUAUCGCAUUUGUAUCAAAGACAGUUCUUGUUGAACCGCCUCUUGUUGAAGAACAAUCUCUGUAUGGUGGUACUUACAGGUUCGCCUUUAUUUACGAGCUAAAGAGAUGGUAUAUGCCAGUAAUAGUGAUAAUGACGAUGUAUUACUAUUUUCAAGAGGUUACCUAUCAGAUCUUAUUAUCCCAUCUCAGCUAUCAUCGACUUGUACUGAAAGCAGAGAAGCAUGCAGAACAAGAACUCUCCAUUUAA